Colletotrichum karsti is the source of this 942-nucleotide messenger RNA. Its product is annotated as pre-mRNA splicing factor. The coding region runs from base 1 to 942 and encodes 313 amino acids. NCBI's taxonomy places the organism in Eukaryota, Fungi, Ascomycota, Sordariomycetes, Glomerellales, Glomerellaceae. Gene Ontology annotation, molecular function: RNA binding. Gene Ontology annotation, biological process: mRNA splicing, via spliceosome. Gene Ontology annotation, cellular component: nuclear speck. The transcript has 7 exons. The record is from RefSeq and is a predicted model, not a curated record.
AUGUCGCGCGGUGGAACCACCCUCUACGUGACUGGCUUCAGCCACGGCACCCGCGCCCGAGACCUCGCCCACGAAUUCGAACGAGCCUUCCGAGAUUUCCGAUCUUCCUCUCCUUCCCUCGCCCUCCCCGUCCACGCCCUCGCCCACCUCGCUUUCGUCCUCGUCCUCGUCCUCGUCCACGCCCUCCCGUCCUCCGCUGCUCUCGCGUCAGCAUAUCAAUCCAAUAUGCCUCCUUCGUCCUCCGUCCCCCGUCGAUGCGUUCUGUCCUCGUUCGCUCGGGUUGCGCUCUCAACCCGCCGACCGUUGUCCGCGCCGCCGUGGUCUGGCCAGCCUCCCGUGGCAGUUCGAACAGACUAUGCAGACACCCGCUCUGCCCCCGACGGCGGACUCCUUGUUCUAGAUGAACAACGGAAAUUACAAAUCCGAGAACGAGACCUCAUCUAUGGACAUCUUGUCCGCUGCGACAUUCCCGCUCCUCGUUCCGCUUCUAGCAGACUGUUCGCGUUCGUCGAGUACGAGGACCGUCGCGACGCUGACGAUGCUUACCAUGAGAUGCACAACAAGCGCAUCGGCCGCGAUGACAUUCUGAAGAUCGAGUGGGCUCGCACUCCUCCGUCUGCCUCAUGGCGCUUCGAUUCUGGCCGUGACCGUGAGCGUGCUCCUCGCCGCUCCUCCCCCCGUCGUGGCCGUUCUCCUUCUCCUCGCCGCAGCACCCGCGACUACUCUCCUAGGAAGGACGACCGUCGUGACCGCGACCGUGACUACGACCGCGACCGCCGCGACACCCGCGACCGCUCUCGCAGCCCUGACAGACGUGACCGGGACACUAAGGACGAUCGCGACGAACGUGACCACCGUGAGAACGGUACUAAUGGCGAUGACCGGAAGGCUAUUGACAGCCCUCCUCCUGCCCACGACGACCUGGACGUCGCUGCGGAGUGA